UCAGUUUUCACUAAAAACUACAGAGACACUCGCUGAAAACAGAGGCACAGAGAUUAACACUGCGCAACAAAGAGGCCAUUUUCUGAACGGAGAAAACCAGAAACCAUUAUUCCAGGUUAGGAUAUUAAUGGCCUCAUCAAAGCCCAUGUAUGAGAUGGUGAGUCACAUUAUCGACAUAAAUAAGGAACCAGAAGAUCUGAUGAACACAUCCACGUGUAACAUCUACAGAGUGCCUUGCAAUCUUCGGAAUCUGAACCAGGAAGCCUAUACUCCUCAGUUGAUCUCCAUAGGACCUCUUCACUUUGGCCAAAAACAUCUGAAUCCAAUGCAAAACCAGAAACUACGGUACUUCGGUUUUUUCUGGGCUCGUCUCAAUAAUAAUAAUAACAAUGGGGAAGCCAUGAAGGCCUACAAAGAGUACCUUGAAGCUGAAGAAGAAGCAAUUCGCCAUUGUUAUGCAGACAAAUUAUUACCGUUUACUAAGGAAGAGUGGGUGGAAAUGAUGCUGUUGGAUUCUGUAUUCAUCAUGGAGCUUUUUCUUAGGAUUCAAGGGGAUAAAACAGAGUACGAGGAUGAUAUCAUAUUGAAACAAACAUGGCUGAACAAGAGUGUGCAGAGGGACCUGUUGCUGCUAGAAAACCAGAUCCCAUUGUUCAUCUUGGAAAAGCUAUAUGCAACUGUGGUUCCCGAGAGAGAUAAGAAGCAUGGCAAGUUUAUUGAACUCACCUGUGACUACUUCAGGUGUUUCCAUCCUUAUAAAAAGAGCAAAUCAUAUUACGAUGAAGCUAAGGGGUUCUCCGACAGGUUUGGCUUAUCGGAGAAGAACUGGAAGAAAGAACCAAUGCAUUUCACUGAUAUGAUCAGGUACUUCUACCUCUAUAAGGAUCUGACACUGCGUGGAAAAGGAGCGUCUUGUAAUGGCCUUAGGACUGCCACGAAGUUGCAGGAAGCAGGAGUGAGCUUCGAGAAAGUUUUCGACAAACACUUACUUGACAUAAACUUUUUGAAGCAUCGCAUCUUAAGCUGGUUUCUAUGCUUGGGAUGUAUAUCAAAAUUUACAUGCUUCAAAGCCCGUUUACAAAUCCCACAGUUGAAAAUAGAAGACACAACCGAAUGUGUUCUAAGAAAUCUCAUUGCCUUCGAGCAGUGUCAUUACUCAGAUCAACCUUAUAUCUGCAACUAUGUCUUUUUCAUUGAUUCUCUCAUUCACACCAAAGAAGAUGUUGAAUUGCUGGUUGAGAAGGAAGUCAUUGUUCAUGAACUUGGGAGUGAUAAGGAAGUAGCGACUUUAGUGAAUAGUCUCUGCAAACAUGUUGUGACCGACAAGACAUGCUACAAAAGCAUCAUAGAUGGUCUGAAUGGACAUUACCAGAAGGUUUGGAAUCAUACAAUGGCUUCGUUAAGGUUGGUGUACUUUCGAGAUCCUUGGAGGGCAAGUUCAACUGUUGUCGGAAUCGCUGUUCUCAUAUUUGCAGUUUUCAACUUUUAUCGAGUUGUUAAAUCAAUAUAUUUACAUCCCACAGCGCCACAUUGGUUUUGAUUAUAUAUAUAGUUGUCAUCUGAUAUAUAUCAUUGUUGAUUCAGUAGGUUAAUUAUUUACUCUUAAGAAAUGAAUGGUGAAAUGUAUCUAAAAUGAUAGGUUCAGAACUUCUGGGAAAAGAAAUUCAUGGUGCUUAUUACUAUUUUCCAGUUCUUGCGAUUUUAUUGGAGAGGUUUGGGAUAAUGAAUGAUGAUUGAGGGA
Messenger RNA from Neltuma alba, 1741 nucleotides. RefSeq names its product UPF0481 protein At3g47200. Bases 128 to 1540 code for a protein of 470 amino acids. Lineage: Eukaryota; Viridiplantae; Streptophyta; Magnoliopsida; Fabales; Fabaceae. The transcript has 3 exons. The record is from RefSeq and is a predicted model, not a curated record.